Molecule: messenger RNA, 1120 nt
Organism: Dendrobium catenatum
Lineage: Eukaryota; Viridiplantae; Streptophyta; Magnoliopsida; Asparagales; Orchidaceae
Exons: 6
Coding region: 189-857 (222 amino acids)
Biological process (GO): lipid metabolic process
Source: RefSeq, a predicted model, not a curated record
AAGUCCGAACUUCCUGCCAAGGAAUCUAAACCUCGUCGAGGAAGACAAUCGAAUGCAAAUGACUAGGAAUGCUACCCCCAGAAGAAAAUGAGCGGAGGAGGCCUCGUCGAUUUAAAUCCUAAAGCCGUUGCCAUUCGCAGGCCAUCACUUCAUUCUAUUAUCGGGCCUGUCCUUUGUUCCCAGGAAUUAUGGAUCUGAAAGAAGGGAUUUUCUUAAUCGUUCUGCUAAUCGGCUCGAAAUCUGCUUAUGCAAGUACAGAUCUAACGGGUGAAAAUCCAAUAACUGAAGGAAAGGGUGGAGAGCCUGAACAGUUGUGCACUGUGUGUGAAGUUUUUACUGCUCGAGCUACCACUUUUCUGAAUGAAAACAAAACUAGAUCUGAGAUACUUGAUACUUUGCAUCAUGCAUGUUCCGAAUUGCGUUCACUGGAGUUGAAGUGUCUCAUAUUGGUGGAUUACUAUUCAACUCUUUUCUUUACUUCGAUUGGUAAAAUCCGUCCAGAGGAAUUCUGUGGAAGGGUGGGCCUUUGUGAGGCAUCAUCUGUUUCUAUGGCGAAGAAUGAUGAAAAAUGCGCACUUUGUCAUCGGGUUGUUGUUGGAAUGCUACUUAAAAUAAAAAAUCCUGAUGCACAGUUGGAGAUAUUGCAGAUGCUUUUCAAGAAAUGUGACAAAAUGAAGAACUAUGCUCAUGAGUGCAAGUGGCUGGUUAUGCAUUACGGCCCUUACAUACUGACCAAAGGCGAGAAGUUCCUUGAGACUAAUGAUGUUUGUGCUUCCAUUCACGCCUGCAGUUCCAAGCAAGCUGAAUCAACCAUUGGAGGAGCUGCUCUGCCAGGUUCAUCCAUCCAUGAUACUUGAAAUUUUUAUUUCAAAAACCCUGCGCUUAUAUAAUUGUAUUGUUAAAGGGAAUGUGGAUAUAUAUAUUUAUUCUGAAUAAUAUUUAAUAUGUAAAUUGUGUAGUUAUCAUUUAGACGGAGUUGGUGUGUUUGAAAUAGUGUUAUAGAAACUUUUCCAAUCCAUCAGUUUAGUACGAAUUGUUUGUGCUGCUUCAUGUAAAUUUCAUGAAUAAUGUGCUAUGCUAUGUAUGUUUGAUGUGAAUAAAAUAUUUCACCUUAAAUGGC